Messenger RNA from Pundamilia nyererei, 1604 nucleotides. It is a transcript of the gene gpn2, whose product is annotated as GPN-loop GTPase 2. The coding region runs from base 382 to 1323 and encodes 313 amino acids. Gene Ontology annotation, cellular component: cytoplasm. NCBI's taxonomy places the organism in Eukaryota, Metazoa, Chordata, Actinopteri, Cichliformes, Cichlidae. The record is from RefSeq and is a predicted model, not a curated record. The transcript has 5 exons. Gene Ontology annotation, molecular function: GTPase activity.
UUAGAUAUACUUCCGAGUAGCGUUAGCAUGUGUUAGCGACUUCCAUACGCAUGUAAAUAUAGCAUCAGCAAACGGUAAAUAUCAGUCAGUAUUGCUGUAAUUUACAGUAAAAGUCAACAUUAUAUUAAGGACCUGCACAUAUGUUUUGAGUAGACUUACGAUUUAUCGUACAUAAACAUUUAAAUAGCUACUUUGUACAAGUCUUGUCUGACCGGAGUGGAUGGCAGGUCCAGGUUUAUUUAGUGUUUAAAGAGUUUUUAAAUGUAGUUGGUGGAAGAAAAACUGAACUCUUGAUACCAAAUCCUGUGACACUGCCAGCCAACACCCCAGUUGGUACCCUGCACAGGACAUCCUAGCACCAUCUAAUGCGAGUCUGAAGCCAUGUCCAAGCAGACACAAGCGAAGCCCUCCCUGCGUUUCGGUCAGGUGGUUAUUGGGCCCCCGGGUUCGGGGAAAACCACCUACUGCCAAGGGAUGCAAGAGUUUCUGACUCACCUGGGACGCAAGGUGGUGGUUGUGAAUAUGGAUCCAGCCAAUGAAGGGAUACCUUAUUCCUGUGCGGUAGAUAUCUCAGAGCUGGUGACUUUGGACGAUGUCAUGGAAGGUUUAAAGCUGGGGCCCAAUGGUGGACUUCUCUACUGCAUGGAAUACGUCGAAGCAAAUCUGGACUGGUUGGAGGAGAAGCUGAAACAGUACAGUGACUGCUACUUCUUGUUUGACUGUCCUGGACAGGUGGAGCUCUACACCCACCAGAACUCAGUGAAGAAUAUCUUCUCACAGCUGGCCAAGUGGAAUUUCAGGCUCACAGCGGUGCACCUCGUGGACUCUCAUUACUGUGCUGAUCCAGCCAAGUUCAUUUCAGUGCUGUGCACCUCGCUGUCUACGAUGCUGCAUGUCGAGCUUCCCCAUGUCAACGUUCUCUCCAAGAUGGACUUGAUGGAGCAGUAUGGCAAGCUGGCCUUCAACCUUGACUUCUACACAGAGGUCAUGGACCUGACCUAUCUUCUCGAUCACUUGGCUGCAGACCCCUUCUUUAAAAAAUUCCGCCACCUAAAUGAAAAGUUGGCAGAGGUCGUACAAGAUUACAGCCUUGUGUCCUUUGUCCCUCUCAAUGUACAGGACAAAGAGAGCAUGAUUCAGGUCUUACGAGCAGUGGACAAGGCCAACGGCUACUGCUUUGGAGACCUGGAGGAGAGGAAUCUGCAGGCCAUGAUGUCAGCUGCUGUGGGGGCAGACUUCCAGUUCAACUCUACUCUCGGGGUGCAAGAGAGGUAUGUUGAAACCAGUGGAAAGACUGUGGAAGAGGAAAUGAUGGAGCUGUAAAUGGAAAAGCUCAAAUAACAGGACGAAAGCGGUCACCCCUUCAGCAGCAGUAUACGAAGGGGGUCCUGGGAACAUCCAUCUCACUUGGCCUGAAUUCUUCUCAGCCUCUCUGCAGAAGCAGUGGAGACAUAAGAACUAAAUGUGGGUGCUGUGGAUGCUUCACGGUCGCACCACACCUCAUGAAAGAAUCACAGUGACGAAGACUAAAGGGAGCAAAUGUGUGGGCUGAGUAAUCUUUUUUUUUUUUGUAUAAUGUUUUGUAGGCAAAAAAGAAAUGUCUU